CUUCUUGUCUUGGGCUAGCUGAUCACUUGCGUACAUUUUUUUUUUGUAGCUUGUUCAAUGUUACCAGUGCAGGUUCAAAAUUUUCUUUUUCGUAUACCUAGUAUUUUCGUCGAGAGAAUGGUGCGCACGUCGGUGGAUGGAAAAAUUGGGUGUAACGAAAAAUACAGUGCUACUUAUUGGCGUUGCCGAUAUUUUAAGGCAUGCCUCUUUCCAUCGUCGAAGCGUCCUACGGUCUUUUGCCAAGAGCAAAAGACAACUAGGUUGUUCGCCGCGAGAUGGAUUGCAGUACGCGCUAACCAAUGGGGCGAAAAAGACGAGACGGAUAAGCGAAUUUCUGACUUGGAGCAGCGACUACACCAGGCAGCAGUCGAGCUGCAGAAGCAGACAAACAAGGCGACCAGCCUGAAAAGAGAGAUGGAUGAUCAGGCGAAGGAGCUGCUUGCGGUGCGUAAAAACCAAAAACUGGUGUGGGAGUAUCGCAAAAUAUUUGCGAUGGAGGUGGCUGCGCUGAUUCUGCUGAUUUACUUUUACGUCUUCUAAUCCGGUAUUUCUAUGUGCUUAGUGGCUUUGCUUUUAGGUGCGUAGCGUCUGAUGUUCUUUACUUCUUUGGAUAUGAUCAAUAUCCCAUGAUAAUUGUAAUUCUUCCUACAUUCUCAUUAUGUAUUUUCCUCACCCACUAUACCUUCAGGGCAUUCACUUUUUUUAUCACGGGUGAGCAGAUGAAGCGGAGGAUAUAACUCGUGAUUGUAGCAGAAUGAAGACUGACAGCAAAAUUGUCUUAUGGGUGAGGAGGUCGCACCACACUGGACCUUUAAAAGGUCACUACGUCAAAAUAAUUAGUGAUCUCUGAUGAUGAUUUUCUCCUUUGUUUCCACCGUAUUUCUCACCAGAACUACAUCUACUAUGAUGUGCAAUCUCACUUCGAGACAAAGUUUAGUGAAAGCGUAUGAUCGUCG
Messenger RNA from Amoebophrya sp. A25, 956 nucleotides. Lineage: Eukaryota; Dinophyceae; Syndiniales; Amoebophryaceae. The record is from the annotation of a GenBank genome assembly.